AUGGCGAGCACGUCGGCGGAGAUCAUCGCCUUCCUGCUGACCAUCUCGGGAUGGGUGCUGGUGUCCUCCACGCUGCCCACCGACUACUGGAAGGUGUCCACCAUCGAUGGCACGGUCAUCACCACUGCCACCUUUUGGGCCAACCUCUGGAAGACCUGCGUGACCGACUCCACCGGCGUCUCCAACUGCAAGGACUUCCCAUCCAUGCUGGCGCUGGACGGUUACAUCCAGGCCUGCAGAGGAUUGAUGAUCUCCGCUGUCUGUCUGGGCUUCUUCGGUGCCGUUUUUGGACUGGUUGGGAUGAAAUGUACAAAAGUCGGAGGCUCUGAUCAGACUAAAGCAAAAAUAGCUUGUCUAGCUGGACUGAUUUUCAUACUCUCUGGGUUGUGCUCUAUGACUAGUUGUUCCCUGUAUGCAAACAGGAUUACGUCUGAGUUCUUUGACCCUUCUUUUGUUGCACAAAAGUAUGAAUUAGGAGCAGCUUUGUUCAUUGGAUGGGCUGGAGCAUCACUCUGCAUAAUUGGUGGCAUUAUAUUCUGCUUCUCAAUAGCUGAAAACAGUAAUGCUGCAAGGAGGGGGUAUGCCUAUAAUGGAGCCACAUCUGUGAUGUCUUCUCGUACAAAGGUGCACAACAGCGUCCCUGACAAAAGCCCACCCAAGCACUUUGACAAGAACGCCUAUGUUUAGUUGCACUGUUGGAAGACUCAAAGCGUUUUUAAAUGUGAUUUUGUACGUUUCAUUCAGAGUGAUUCCCCCUACCCCAAGCCCUAUGUACUUACCACUAAGACAAUGACUUUUAAAAAUAUUAACUUGCAGCUUUUUACAUACUGAUGUAAAUUUUAUUAUAUAAUAUUUGAAGAUUGAUGUUGGUAUUGUAAAGUUUAUACCUGGAAAUCAUGAGCUGAUGUUGCAUUCUUGAAAAAAAAAAUAAACGAGGUAUUUA
This is a messenger RNA of Melospiza georgiana, 943 nucleotides long. RefSeq names its product claudin 10 (gene CLDN10). Bases 1 to 687 code for a protein of 228 amino acids. The record is from RefSeq and is a predicted model, not a curated record. Gene Ontology annotation, biological process: cell adhesion; bicellular tight junction assembly. Gene Ontology annotation, molecular function: structural molecule activity. Lineage: Eukaryota; Metazoa; Chordata; Aves; Passeriformes; Passerellidae. The transcript is spliced from 5 exons. Gene Ontology annotation, cellular component: plasma membrane; bicellular tight junction.